Molecule: messenger RNA, 6324 nt
Organism: Aplosporella prunicola CBS 121167
Lineage: Eukaryota; Fungi; Ascomycota; Dothideomycetes; Botryosphaeriales; Aplosporellaceae
Exons: 2
Coding region: 1-6324 (2107 amino acids)
Biological process (GO): secondary metabolite biosynthetic process; amino acid activation for nonribosomal peptide biosynthetic process
Cellular component (GO): cytoplasm
Molecular function (GO): catalytic activity; phosphopantetheine binding
Source: RefSeq, a predicted model, not a curated record
AUGGGCGCCACCCUUGUCGCUGAUAUUCCCGACCCAAGCCAGAUGUCGAAUGGGUCCAUUGACAUGUCGGCCAAUGGCCAGGCUGGCAAUGUUGAUUUCAAGUCUUUCGAGAUCUCCGGUCUUGCAGCUGAUCAAGGGUCCACUUCGACAGGGAUGAGGGAGGAAUUCCUGCUUCUGUCAUGGCUCAUCGUGCUCCUGCGGACACGGGAAGACAGCCAAAUCACAUUCGAAUGGGCUUACAAGUCUGCUUUUGAGCAGGACGCUUCGAAAAGAUGUCUGUCGAUGGACAAAGUGAUGACGGGAUUGCAAGACGGCGUUGGAAAAGUCGCCGCAGCAAUCUCUGAUGAUCUUGCACAAGGCCAGGGCGCAGUCGCGUCCGGUCCUGCCUCGCUCCUCUUGAGCAGCAGCUCUUUGUCUAGGACGUCUGAGGAAGCGAAAGAUGAAGGUGUGCUUCACCUCGAAGUCCGCUUUGAUGAUGGCCGGGUCGACAUCCGUCCGGUGUGGCAAUCCGAGAACAUGCUACAAUUCACAGUGACACGGCACGUUGACGUACUGUUUGAGACUCUGAAAAUGUGCAUUUCAAAUCCCGAAGCUUCCAUUCAAGAUUGCCUCAGGCCUACCGCACGGGAUCUGGACGACAUAUGGGGAUGGAACCACGAGCUGCCCCCUACGUACGACUUUUGCAUGCACGACAUGGUGUCAAAGCGAGCGCAAGCAUCACCGGACAAGGUGGCUAUCUCGUCCUGGGACGGCACCUUGACGUACGCCCAGAUCGACAAUUAUUCGACAUUCAUAGCGUGCUCGCUGAAGGAGGCGGGCGUCAAGUUGCACGACGUCGUACCCGCAUGUUUUGAGAAAUCAAGAUGGGCUAUCGUCGCUGUGCUCGCCAUAAUGAAAUCGGGCGCAACUUUUGCCCUCAUGGAUCCCACGCUUCCGCUUGCCCGCCUGCAGAACAUGGCCGUUCAAGUGGGCGCGAAGGCGAUGCUGACGUCGCGCAAGCAGCAUGACCUCUCGACUGAGAUCCUGCCGGCCGGGACGCACAUUGUUGUCGAGGAGGACGCAUUCGCAGGAUUCUCCCCUCUGGAUGUCCUUCCGGAGCUGCAACCCGUCCCACCGUCCGCUCUGAUGUAUAUCAUCUUCACGUCUGGCAGCACCGGCACUCCAAAGGGCGUCACAAUCUCCCACAGAACCUACUCGAGCAGUGCCAUUCCUCGGGCGAAAGCAGUCGGCUACUCGGAAGAGUCGCGGGUUCUCGACUUUGCUUCGUACGCUUUCGACGUCAGCAUCGACAGCAUGCUGCUCACGACCGGAAACGGCGGCUGUCUCUGUAUUCCCUCCGACGAGGACCGGUUGAACGACAUCAACGGCGUGAUCCGCAACAUGCAGGUAAACUACGCUGGUAUCACGCCUUCGGUGGCCCGGAUCUUGGAGCCGGAUGUGAUUGCCUCCCUGCACGGGCUGGGCCUUGGAGGAGAGGCAGCUGCGCCCAGAGAUGUCAACCUGUGGGGCCGCGAGACCAGGAUCAUCAUUGGUUACGGUCCUUGCGAAUGCACCAUUGGCUGCACUGUCAACAGUGACACUGCUACCGGCAGGGACUACAUUUCCAUCGGCACGGGUAAUGGCGCUGCCAUGUGGAUCGUGGACCCGAACAACCACGAAGUGCUUGUCCCGGUUGGCGCUGUCGGCGAGCUGCUCGUGGAGGGCCCGAUUGUUGGCCAAGGCUACCUUAACGACCCUGAGAAAACCGCUGCCGCUUUCAUCGAGGACCCUGCUUGGCUUGUCGCUGGUCACAAAAACUAUGCGGGCCGAAGCGGGCGUCUGUACAAGACCGGAGAUCUUGGCAAGUUUGAUCCUGAUGGCUCCGGCGGAAUUCUGUUCGCUGGCCGCAAAGACACGCAAGUCAAGCUUCGUGGCCAGCGUGUCGAGCUCGGCGAGAUUGAGAGUCAGCUUAGAGCCAGGCUGCCGUCGGACACCAAUGUGAUCGCGGAAGUGAUCGUGCCCCAGGGAGCCGGAGGUCAGCCAACACUGGUGGCAUUCGUCGCGUCCCAGGCUACCAAGGGAUACGUGGACAGCGAGCUUAGCUCUGUGCAACUACCCGGCGAACUCCGCGCUCAGCUUUCCACGGCGAAUGCGGAGAUGGCAAAGGUUGUGCCGCGCUACAUGGUGCCGACCGCUUACAUUCCCGUCAACCUCAUUCCUGUCUUGAUUUCGGGCAAGACGGACCGCAAGCGGUUGAGGCAAUUUGGGCAGACGGUCGACUUGCGCCAGUUGGACCAGGGCACGACGACUACCACUCGCGAGCUCAGUGAACUCGAAAAACGGCUUCGGCAGGCCUGGAGCCAGGUUUUGAGUAUCGACGCUGAGAGCAUCCGGCCCGACGACAACCUAUUCGCACUGGGCGGUGACUCGCUGGCGGCGAUGAGGCUCGUGUCUGUCUGCAGAGCCGAUGGCCUCGAUCUCUCUGUCAUCAGCACCUUUGCGAACCCUACGCUCGCGGCCAUGGCCAACGUCGUGCAAAUUAUUGACUCAGAAGCACACACGGAGCUGUCACCGUUCUCUAUGAUCGCUCAAGACGUCGAUAGCGCCCGUCUCGAGGCUUCUGUGGCAUGUGCAACGGAGCCUGAUGCCGUUGAAGACAUUUACCCGUCCACGCCCACGCAGCAGAACCUCUUCACUUUUGCACUCAAGUCGGACAAGGCGUACAUUGCACAACGCGUGGCUCGCAUCCCGUCGGAGCUGGAUCUCGAUGCGUGGAAGCAGGCGUGGGAGGAGGUCGUUGCAGCCAACCCCAUCCUGCGCAGCCGUUUGGUGCAGCUCCAGGAGCCGGGCCUUCAGCAAGUUGCCCUGAAGGAGGGUAUCGCUUGGAGGGAGUCUGCGGAUCUGGCGCAAUACCUCGAGGAUGACCGCAAGGAGAAGAUGGAGCUUGGUCAGAGCCUUGCAAGGUACGCCAUUGUCACGGCACCAGGCGAUGAGCAGCGGUACAUGGUCUGGACGAUUCACCAUGUCCUCUACGACGGAUGGUCGGAGCCGCUGGUGCUCGAGCAGGUCAGGACCGCGCUGCAACACCAGCAACUCCAGAUCCCGGCGCAGAUGCGGGACUUUGUCGGCUGGGUGCGCAGCACCGACGAGGCCGCCAUGCAGGACUUCUGGCGACAGGAGCUGAAGGGUGCUGUUGGGCCACAGUUCCCACGCUUGCCGUCCCGCGACUACCUCCCGACGCCCAGUGCCACCGUCGAGCGGCAGAUUCCACUCGGCGAGGCGGGUGCUGGCUGGCCCUUCACCAUGGCGACGCUGAUUCGCGGCGCGUGGGCUCUCGUGGCUUCGCAGUACGCGGGCAGCGACGACGUCGUCUUUGGCGAGACGCUGACGGGGCGCGACAUUGCGCUGGCCGGCGUCGAGAGCAUCGUUGGUCCGCUGAUCGCGACGGUGCCGGUGCGCAUCCGCAUCCAGCGCAGCAGCAGCAUCGAAACCUACCUGCAGGCAGUGCAGCAGGACGUCAUGGCGCGCACGCCCUACCAGCACAUGGGCUUCCAGAACAUCCGCCGCGUCAGCAGCGACGCCCAGCGCGCCUGCGAGACUGGCACCGGUCUGGUCAUCCAGCCGGAGCCGGAGUACGUCGGCGACGACCUGGGCUUUGACCACGGCGACGUCGUGCGUGAGGCCCUUCACUUCAACGCGUACCCCGUCAUGCUGGCGUGCGGGAUCCGCAAGGGCGGCUUCCGCGUUUGCGUUAGUUUCGACAAGAGCCUCGUCGAAGUCAAACAGAUGCGCCGCAUGUUGGCGCAGCUGGAGACGGCGUGCUUGCAGCUGCUCAAGGGUCCGCUUUCCAGGCGCAUCGAUCAGGUCUCGUGCCUGCCCGAGGAGGAGCUGGACCAGAUCUGGCGCUGGAACCAGGCAGCUCCUUUGGCCGUUGAAGAGGCUUCGGGGAGCUUGAGGGCGGAUGCAGGCAUCAAGCCUGGGUCCAUCUACCCUCGUGCGGUGGUGCCUUGGGUGUGCGAUUCGCGCAACCCUGAACUGCUGGCUCCAUUCGGCUGUGUUGGCGAGCUCUGGCUCGAAGGCGCUUUCCUUCCCGGCGCGGUUGUCGAUUCGCCGGCUUGGCUCAUGGCAGGAAGCUCUGCUUGCGCUGGUCGGAAGGGUAAAGUCCUGCCGACUGGCGAUAUGGUUCGCUUGCAGGAGGAUGGCAGUGUGGUGUUUGUCCGUCGCAAGGACAAUGUCUUGAAGAUCCAAAACCAUGCUGUGGAUGUUGCGGACUUUGACGCGCUGUUCUCGAGACAUCUCCCGCCGACCGUGUUCGCCGCUGUGGCAUUGUUCCAGUCGUCGGCGCAGCAGGAGCUGGUUGUCUUUGUCGAGCAGCCCGCCUUUGAGGACGAUGGCGUCGAGGUUAUCUCGGCGGCGCACGACGUCGCGGGCGUGCAGAUUCGCGAUCGCAUCCCUGCCAGCCUUGCCGUGGCGCUGAAGAAACUCGACAAGGCCAUCCAGGACUCGCUCGAGUCGUACAUGGUCCCCUUUGCGUAUGUCGUAGUCGACAAGAUCCCGGCCGAUCAAAAGACCCUGCCCCAGCUCGCCUCCUCGAUCCCUCUCGAGCUGCUUACUGAGCUGCGCGCCGGCAUCAAAGACGCCUGGACGAAGACGGCGCCGCAAGCAGUCCUGACGCCGGAAGAGGCCGUGCUGCGCUCCGCAUGGGCGACCAUCCUCGGCAUCCCGGCCGCGGAGAUCGACGUCGACGACAACUUCUUCCGCCGUGGUGGUGACUCGGUUCUCGCCAUGAAGCUGGUGGCGAGCCUACGCACGCAGGGCCACAGGCUCUCGGUCGCGGACGUGUUCCAGUACAUGCGGCUGGGCGACGCGGCCAAGGCGCUGAAGCUGGACCAGCGGGCUUCUGCGGCGGCGAAGGCGGCAAAGGCGCAGCCGUACGCGCCAUUUUCGAUGCUGGGGCCGGUGAAUGUCGAGGCAUUUGUCACGAAGCAUGUUCUUCCGAAGCUGGCGGAUCCGGAGUGGGUCGUCCAGGACGUGUAUCCCGUGACGGAUAUGCAGGCGCUGGAUGUCAGGGCUACAGUCGACGCGCCGCGCACUUCGGUCCAGUACACCCUGCUCUACUUCGACGCCAGCGUGGACGCGGAGCAGCUGCUGCGCGCGUGCAAGGAGCUCGUCCGCACGCACGACAUCUUGCGCACCGUCUUCAUCGAGAACGAGUCAGGCCAGCUGCAGCAAGUCGUCCUACGCGCGCUGGACCCCGCGCCAGUAACGACGCAGCAAUCCAACGGCACGGGGCUCGAGCAGGCCGUCAAAGACCUCUGCGCCGCAGACGCGGACGCGCCGCUCCCGCUCGGCGCCCCCUUCACGAAAAUGGUCCACGUCCAGGCCGACGACGGCACCAGCUGCCUCGUGCUGCGCCUCUCGCACGCCCAGUACGACGGCGUCGCGCUCCCACGCCUGCUGCGCGACCUCGAGGCGCUAUACUCAGGCGCGGCGCUCGCGCCCUUCGCCCCCUUCGCGCCGUACCUUGCGCGCGCGCGCGCCGAGCCCGUCCGCGCCGCCGCGCUGGCCCACUGGCGCAGCGUCCUGGCCGGCAGCGCCGGGCCUUCUGUUCUCGUUGGUCCCCCCGAUGCCGCUGCCAAAGAAACCAAGACCGCGGUCUUCCGCUCUGCGCCCGUGGACCUCGCGCGCCGCCCGGCAGAAGUCACGGAGGCGACGCUCCUGACGGCCGCGUGGGCGCUAGUGCUGGCGCGCAGGCUGCGCACCACGGACGUCCUGUUCGGCGCGGUGUCGGCUGGGCGCGGCGGGGGCGUGGACCUCGACGCGGUGGCGGCGGAUGUUGACGUCGACGGCGUCGUCGGGCCCUGCUAUGGUUUCGCGCCUGUGAGGGUCGUGUUCGAGCAUUCGUGGCGCGCGCGCGACCUCCUGCGCGAGGUGCAGGCGCAGGCGGCGCGGGGCGCGGCGUUCGAUUUCGUGGGGUUUGCGGACGUUGCUGGCGCUUGUGGCUUCGGUAUCGAGUCUGGAUCUCAAGCUGAAGCUGUGAAGAACGGCUGGUUCGACUCGGUAGUGCAUCACCAGCCGGCGGGGGAGACGGACGAGGAUUCCUUUCCUUUUGCGGAAGGGGCGUGUAGGGUGGGUCUUGAGAAGCCGGGCGGAGAUGCGGCGGUGCCGUUGAAGGUGGUGAGUUUUGUGCAGGAUGGGGGGGGGAGGUUGGGGGGGGUUGGGUUGGGUGAGGAUGGUGAGGGUGAGGGUGAGGAUGGGUUCGUGCAGGGCGUGCUUGGGGAGGUGGUGGCUGCUGUUGGUGAGCUGCUUGAGGGUGGUGGGGAGGGGGAGUUGGUGCUUCUUUGA